This is a messenger RNA of Polypterus senegalus (gray bichir), 5599 nucleotides long. RefSeq names its product DnaJ (Hsp40) homolog, subfamily C, member 6 (gene dnajc6). Bases 459 to 3218 code for a protein of 919 amino acids. Gene Ontology annotation, biological process: protein dephosphorylation. Gene Ontology annotation, molecular function: protein tyrosine phosphatase activity; phosphatidylinositol-3,4,5-trisphosphate 3-phosphatase activity. NCBI's taxonomy places the organism in Eukaryota, Metazoa, Chordata, Cladistia, Polypteriformes, Polypteridae. Gene Ontology annotation, cellular component: cytosol. The transcript has 20 exons. The record is from RefSeq and is a predicted model, not a curated record.
UCGGCUUUGCCUUCGUGGGCUCCUCGUCCUUCUGCUUAAAGGCACACUGCCUCAGAGGAUGCUGUGUAAUCCUGCAACAUUAAGGCUACAAUAAGCCGCACUUGCCACGCACCGACGGACACCGGGCGCUUGUGACAGCGAGAGCGCGAGCGCGCGCGAGAAAGAGAGACCUUCCGCUGUGACCUUUGUGUGGCACCACACUGGAUGACUAAUCAAAGGUCAGCUUCUCUCGACAGCGGAUGGGGAGCUCCUGCUGAGUGGCGUUUUAUAAUCAAUAACAGACGUGUAUAACCACAUUUAAAAGUAAAGGAGGAGAAUGAGAAAGAGCGACCAUCAAGCUCGUCGACAACAGCGGUGACUUCAAUAACAAGGAGAGAGGCAGCUUCCCGCAGAGCAGCAGCUCUUCAGCAGAAGCAGCGGUGACAGGAGGCCAGACCAGACGGGAGACCUUCAGCACCAUGGACAGCUCAGGUGCUUCAUCUCCAGAUAUGGAGGCCAAUUAUGGGGGAGGGCUGCUGGAUAUGGUGAAAGGAGGGGCUGGAAGACUCUUCAGCAACCUGAAGGACAACCUGAAAGAUACCCUGAAAGAUACAUCUUCUAAAGUGAUGCAGUCUGUAGCAAGUUAUACAAAAGGAGAGCUGGAUAUUUCAUAUAUCACCUCUAGGAUAAUAGUGAUGUCGUAUCCAGCUGAAGGAGUAGAAAUUGGUUAUAGAAAUCAUAUAGAAGAUGUUAGAUCUUUCCUGGACUCCAGACAUAUGGACCAUUACACAGUCUUCAAUCUUUCACAGAAACUGUACCGUAGUGCCAAGUUUCACAAUCGGGUUUCCGAGUGCAGUUGGCCCUCCAGACAAGCCCCAAGUUUGCACAAUCUAUUUGCCGUUUGUAAAAAUAUGCACAACUGGUUGCAACAGAACCCCAAGAAUGUGUGUGUCAUUCACUGCAUGUCUAAGGAUGGCCGGGCUCCUUCAGGUGUUUUGGUCUGUGCAAUGUUCUGCUUCUGUCAUCUGUUCAACAACCCAAUUCCUGCCAUACAGCUUCUCAAUUCUAAGCGACCUGGAACUGCUUUGUGGUCAUCUCAUACAAGAUACAUUGGCUAUGUAUGUAGCAUGGUUUCAGAAAAGCCCAUAUUGCCUCAUCGCAAAAAUCUUGUUUUAAAAUCACUCACCAUGUCACCAGUUCCUUGCUUCAAUAAACAGAGGAAUGGUUGCCGGCCCUUCUGUGAUAUCCUUAUUGGAGAAACAAAAAUAUUCUCAACAGCCCAAGAAUAUGAGAGAAUGAGGGAAAACCGAGUACAAGAAGGGAAGGUAGUGAUCCCUCUGGGAGUCAGCGUUCAUGGAGAUGUUGCGGUGUGUGUUUAUCACAUGAGGUCCACAAUUGGAGGGAGGCUUCAGGCAAAGUUGACAAAUACUCAAAUAUUCCAGACACAGUUUCACACUGGUUUCAUUGUCCCAGGGACUACCAUGUUAAAAUUUACAAAGCCAGAUUUGGAUGCUUGUGAUUCUCCAGAGAAAUACCCUCACCUCUUCCACAUUAUUCUGGAGAUUGAGGUAGAGUCUGGCGACAAACAGAUGGAUCUUACUCCACCUUGGGAGCAGUUUCCAACCAAAGAUCUCAGUCCUAACAUCCUCUUCUCCUGUUACCAGGAGCAUCAAGAUGCCCUAUCUCUAGUCGGUCGGCAUUCUUCUGGAGAGCCAGAAUCACAACCAGACAAUGUGAGAAAUGUUGGACCUGGGCAGUCAGCUUUCUUCUCUUCACUGGCCUGGCAAGACACCAGCAAGGCACACCCCAGUGCUGAAGAUCGGGCAGCACUAGUGAAUGAAGACAGUGAACCCUCUGAUGAUGAGCUGCUGUCCCUCUCCAGUCAGCAGAGCAAUGCCAGCAAUGAGAAGAUGCAACAGGGAACUCCAAAAGGUCACAAAAAAGCAGAAUCCCAAGCUCCUCCACCACUUGCUGAAGACGUGGACCUCCUGGGGCUGGACUGCAGUCCUGAAGACAAGGCAUUUAAUGCUGGGCCCCAACAACCCCCCACUAACGCAGACCUACUUAAUGACUUGUUUGGAGCAAGUCCCUUCUCCCCCCAGCCUGGACAGCCUGACAGCAGACCAUCUUCUGCUCAGACUACCCCACGAAAGACUGCUGCACCUUCAUCACCUUGUCACUCCCCAAUGCCUGAAACAGGUUUUGAUCUUUUUGGAGGAUCACUUCUUGGCCCAGGUAAUGCAGGACAAACUGAUCCUUUCUUGAACGUGACUCGCUCUGCCUCCCCAACACCGCCGGCUGGAGGAAGGACGUCACCGAUUCCUCCUACAACGCCAACAGUGAAUAUUCAGCAGCCAAACUUGAUGGGUGGAUGGGAAUGGAGUACACCAGCCCCAGCAGGAGGCUUUGGAAUGGGUAGCCGAUCAGCAUGCACAAGUCCAACCGGAUCUGUCAACAGCACUCCAACACAUCAAUCAAAACCGCAAACCCUUGAUCCGUUUGCAGAUAUUGGUCAACUUGGAGCAAAUUUAACAGCAGGUGGUUCAGGAUUUUCUAGUAAGCCCACCACCCCUACUGGCACCGGAGGAGCCUUUCCACCUAUGGAGUCCCCACAAAAGCCUUCACCCCAACACACCGGAGGUGGCUCGUGGCAGCCAAACAGUGGAUAUUCUUGGCAACAAGGGGGGUCGUCUUGGCAGGCUGGACAAAAUAAAGCACCACCACCUUCAGUGCCACAUUCUUCCCCACAGAAUAGGCCCAACUACAAUGUGAGCUUUGCCACAGGUUCAGCUCCGAAACCAUCUACAUACGGCGCCAAACCAAAAAUGGCAGAUGCCAACUUUGAUGACCUUUUAUCUGGUCAAGGGUUCUCUGCAGCCAAAGAAAAGAAAGGUCCCAGGACAAUAGCCGAGAUGAGAAAAGAAGAAAUGGCCAAGGAGAUGGACCCUGAAAAACUGAAGAUUCUAGAUUGGAUAGAAGGUAAAGAAAGAAACAUCCGAGCCCUGCUGUCAACAAUGCACACCGUUCUCUGGGAAGGGGAGACCAAAUGGAAACCUGUAGGCAUGGCUGACCUGGUAACCCCUGAACAGGUGAAGAAGGUGUAUCGCAAAGCUGUGCUUGUCGUUCAUCCAGAUAAAGCAACAGGACAGCCAUAUGAACAAUAUGCCAAGAUGAUUUUUAUGGAACUGAAUGAUGCCUGGUCAGAAUUUGAGAACCAAGGACAAAAACCACUAUACUAAAAUUAUGGAACUUUCAUGAAGUCAAUUUCUUUGCUCUGUGUUGUGGAUUUUAGUUUGACAGCCAUUGUCAUGUGCUUCUACUUUUCCAUUCCAUGCUGUAGUGCAAUAUGCAGGAUAGCUGUUGACGUGUCAUCAUGAUGUGUGUGCCCUGCUAUCUGGUCCAACAGAGAAAUGGAAGUGUUAAGGUUGUUAUGUACUAAAGUUAAAUAAUUUAGAAAUAGGAUGAUCCAGCAUUGAUAAGGCAGCUCAUCAAAACCUUCAUUUUGUUACAUCUUUUACAUUUUCCUUAUCGAAAGUGUUUAGUUCAAUAGGAGAUGACUAUUUUGCCGUAUUCUGUGGAAAGUACGUAUAUUAGUUACAAACCUCAGGGAUAAUAAUGUUUUCGUGCUGAAUAGUGAUUGAGCCUUAAAAUGCUUUAUUCGAAUGAAGCCUUAUCCUAUUUGGAUGCAGUAAAAUCAAACAGUUAAUUAUGCAAUAUUUUAAAGCACAUUAUUUAAAAGCACCAAUUUAUUAUAUUAAAAAAAUUCAUGCAUCCAGUAAUAGAUCUGUCCACCAAAAAUGUAUCAUUAUGCUUACUGUAGCAUUUCACAUGGACUUGACCUACUGUCAUGGCACAAACUGCAAGCAUCAAGUAUGUUUUCCGUAUUAUUUGAAUGCUACUUAAUUAUUAUACAGGCAACAAACUUGAUGUUCACUCUGAGUUAUCCAGUGGAUUCACUUUCAACCCACUAUUGCAAAUCAGCAUUUGAACCACGAGCAGUCACUACAACAGAUCUCUUUAAAGAGCAAGUCACAAAAUACACCAACAAUGCACUGGCAAAGACACUUUUCAUUUCUGUGCCAGUGUCGUGUACAAUUCCACUUAUUAUUUUACACCCCAAUGCUCAGCACUCACUCACAUGACAUCUGUUAACUUUGGAGAAACAUUUCAUCAUACAGCCGACAAAACAGCAGAAUGUAUGGAAAGUGUGGAAGUAUAAAUCCUUGGUUAGAAAAUUGAAAUGUAGUUCUUCAGGGCAGCAUCAUGCGCUCUUGGUGUCCAAGCAGUAGCUAAUUAUUUAAUAAUUUGGGUAGCUUCAGCAAUAUGAUUAACAGCACUCUAUUAUCUGGAUGUAUUUUCUUCACUCCGUUAUCUGGACUCAUUUUCUGGUUUUCAAGGGGCCUGUGCAGUGACAGCAUUCACAUUUACUAAUAGCAGUCUCUGUACACAUUGAUAUUAAUGGUUGGACUCAGACGUGAACACUAAUUAUAAAAAGAAAGUUGUAAGGAAAAUAAGCGGAAAGCUGAGUGCUUUACUUUUGGUUAUUCAUUCUUGAUACACAUCUGUUGUUCUGUGUAAUACUUUCAAAGUCAAGUUCAUAAUUGGGUUUUACACAGAGAAGUUUCCAUGUAUGGAGGCCUCCCUCAGAUAUUCUGAUUAUUAUUACUUUAUUUUCAGAUAAUGUGGGGAGUUUUUCUUUAUGAGUGCUUCAGCCAUGUCAGCCAUAGGAAGGCCUCUGUAUGAGCACUAAACAUAAAGUCCACAAAGUCUUUGGCAUCCUCUUAAAUUUCCUUAAAUGAGUCUCUCAGUAAAUAGCAACACUGUACAACACAUUUUUAAAAAUGUUUUUCUUCCUGAAAAAUUCUGUUGAUUGUUAAUACAGUUAUGAUUUCAGACUGACUAUAUUAUAUAGGAAUUUGGAGAAAUAUAAAAAUGAACUUUUAUUGAAUUUAGCAUGUUUAUUCGCAUAAUGAUGCUGACAUGACACAUCAACCAAUAAUGUUUUGGUGCAGAUUUCUGUUUCCGUGCCCGUUGAUACUGCUUUUCAUUAUUGCAAUGGUGAAGCCUUUCACCGUGUUUGUCACCGACUACACCAAGAUUAGCAGGGUUAAUGCAGAACAUUUUUAGUGACAUGUUUUACUUCAUGGUUUUGUGUACUUGAAGCAUGUUGUCAACCAGCUGGACAUGGUGUUGUACUCUGUAGUUGCCAAGAAAAGUCUCAGUAGUUUCCUUGAAUACCUUCCAUGUCAUUUCCACUGGCAGUACUAGCAGAUCUUCAAACUGCUUGUCAUUGAUGACACGUCUGAUUUGUGAAUCCACAUAAAUGCCUUCCUUAAUCUUGGCAUCACUUAUGGGGAAUAUCCAAACUGCAGUGCCACCAUUUUUAGACUGGCAUAGAUGUACUGAAUAUGUACUGUAUACUUAUAAUAUGAGUAGGAAAUUACAAAAAUAGGCCAUGGCAAUAAAAGAGAAUGUGACAGGAAAAUUUCAAAUUGAUUUUUGUAAUCAGCAGAUUAGAAGUCACGCAGCCAAAAUCUUCAUUGUCCAGUGUAAUCACAGGAGGCCUGAGGGAUGCUCUGAAAUAUUUUGACAGGAAACAAAGUAAAAAAAAAAAAAAAAA